AUGGCUCUUCUACCAACAUCAGUUCUAAAGCAAUUGCUGCAUGAGCUAAAUUCAACACAUUACUUAACUGCUUUCUUCUGCUUCGUAAGCCUCGUGUUUAUGCUUAAGCUGAGAAGAAGAAACAAAUCCAAUUUUCCACCAUCACCGCCGAAGCUACCCAUUAUUGGUCAUAUUCACCAACUAGGCACACUCCCACACCACUCCUUCCAUGCACUUUCUCACAAAUAUGGCCCUCUCAUGAUGCUGCAGCUUGGCCAAAUUCCUACUCUUGUGGUUUCAUCCGUAGAUGUGGCCAAAGAAAUAUUCAAAACCCAUGAUGUCGCUUUCUCCAGCAAGCCCCAAACCACAGCUGGGAAAAUCAUUCUCUAUGGAUGCACUGAUGUGGCUUUUGCACCCUACGGCGACGAUUGGAGACAGAAAAGGAAGAUAUGUGUUCUUGAGCUUCUAAGCCUUAAAAGGGUGAGAUCCUUUCAAUCCAUUCGUGAAGAAGAAGUUGCACAACUGGUUGAUACGGUACGUGAGGCAUGUGAAAGUAAAAGAUCCUCUGUGAAUCUGAGUGAGAUGUUGAUUGCAACCUCAAACAACAUAGUGUCUAGAUGUGUUCUUGGACAAAAAUAUGAUACUCCAGAUGGUAGCAGCAGCUUUGGAGAGCUAGGAAGGAAGAUGAUGGAACAAUUAGCGGCUUUCAGUGUGGGAGAUUUUUUUCCUUCAUUAGGUUGGAUCGACGUUCUUACAGGCCAAAUAUCAGAAUUUAAAGCCACUUUCCGUGCAUUAGAUGCUUUCUUUGAUGAGGUGAUUGCAGAACACAAGAGAACAAAGAGAGAUGAUGGCCAAUCCGAUAAUAAAGACUUCGUGGAGAUACUCCUUCAAAUUCAAGAGGGUGGAAAGUAUGAUUUUCAGCUCACCCAUGAUAACAUCAAAGCACUCCUAAUGGACAUGUUUGCUGGAGGAAGUGACACUACUUCAACACUUUUGGAAUGGACAUUUGCGGAGCUCAUGAGGAAUCCAAAAGCCAUGAAGAAAGUUCAAGAAGAAGUAAGAAGAGUCGUCGGGUAUAAAUCAAAAGUAGAUGAAAAUGAUGUGAAUGGAAUGAAUUACUUGAAAUGUGUAGUCAAAGAAACUUUAAGAUUGCGUCCACCUGCUCCUCUAUUGAUACCUCGAGAAACAUUAUCUGAUGUGAAAGUAAAAGGGUUUGAUAUUCCGUCCAAAACAAGAGUACUUGUGAAUGCAUGGGCAAUUCAGAGGGACCCUGAAUUUUGGAACAGAGCCGAAGAGUUUCUUCCCGAGAGAUUUGAAGAACAGCCAGAGGUUUGUUUUAGUGGACAAGAUUUGCAAUAUAUACCCUUUGGAAGUGGGAGAAGGGGAUGUCCUGGAAUAUCAUUUGGGGUAUCUUCCGCUGAGUAUAUUCUUGCUAAUCUGCUAUAUUGGUUCGAUUGGAAGCUGCCCAAUAUUGGUGUAACUACGCAAGAGAUAGAUAUGAGUGAGAUAUACGGGCUCACUGUCUGCAUGAAAGUACCGCUUCGUCUUGAACCUACACUAUACUCAUUUGGAUCUAAGCCUAUCAUGUGA
Molecule: messenger RNA, 1569 nt
Organism: Gastrolobium bilobum
Lineage: Eukaryota; Viridiplantae; Streptophyta; Magnoliopsida; Fabales; Fabaceae
Product: cytochrome P450 71A1-like
Exons: 2
Coding region: 1-1569 (522 amino acids)
Molecular function (GO): iron ion binding; monooxygenase activity; oxidoreductase activity, acting on paired donors, with incorporation or reduction of molecular oxygen
Source: RefSeq, a predicted model, not a curated record